UCGUACAAACGUAUAAUAUUUUGCGCUUGAAUGGUAUGUGAUAUGAAAUAUUACUCAUAAUUAAUGAAAUAAAGCUUCGGAAAUAGAACAGUUUGGUAGAGUGCAACUAACCACCAAUGGAAAAAACGGGACUCUCCUCUUUCUGCCGACUCUGCUUGGUGGAGACCAACAACCGAGUGGUAGUUUUCCCCGAAGGAAAUUUGGUUGAAAACAGGGUUGGUAACUUGAUUGAUCUCGUCGACAUAGAGCUCGACAGAAACAAUGAACCGAAUGCAGUUAUCUGUUUCGAGUGCAUCGCAACACUAGAAGCAUUCCGUCAGUUUAAAGAUCAAUGUCACGAAAACGAUAAGUAUAUGAAAACACUCAGCCACACGACGAGUUUUGUUGAGGUUUUAGACGAACAGAUAGAAGAUCAGUUUUUUGAUGAAGAUGCAGAAUCCGAAAAUGAAUCACCGAAAACAACACAACAAAGACCAAUCCAGUCACCAGAAAAGAAAUCGAUGGCUAGUGUUAACCCAAAGCAUCUGAAAGAUCCCGAGACAAUGGAAUACACGAAACCUCCAGUAGUGAAGACAACCCGGAAUACAGGUGUACCUGUAAUGCCAGUUUUGGAGGAUUCAUAUCCGGACUUUUUCUACUUCGAAAAGAAUGCACGCUCGGUUCACUUUACGAUGGUUUUCUACGGUGAACGUUAUAAUUCGGCUUUAUACUCAAAAAAUAAAACGUACUGGCAAUGUAUUCAUCGUAAAAAGCAUCACUGCGAUGCCCAAGUUUGUGUUUCGAAUGAUUACAAGAGCUUCGAACGACGGUACGAGCACAGCCAUGGGAAGCUUCCAGAAAGUGAGGGAAAAAUUUUCACACCAUUAAGGGCAUUGCCGAAGAUUUUUCAAACUUGCAUGGACAUAUGCAUUCGGAAAUAUGCAAAACGCCAAGAAUCAAAAAUUCUUGUUGAAAAUCGAAGAGGAAAAAUGAUCAAGAAAAGAAGCAACGAAUUUUCAGACACUGAGCCGGUUGCUAAAAAUCAAAGGAAAGUUAAAAUAGAAACUUUUGCUAAAUCUUUCAAAACGGAAACCAAAAACGCACUUGGACAUGAAAACUCGGACCCAGAAUCUCCGAACUUAUUCCCGAUGGAAUUAGCAGAAUCUUAUCCAGACUUUUUUCACUUCGAAAGAGGUCCUCGUUCUAUUUACUACACGCUUGUGUAUUACGGCGAACGUUAUCACUCAGCAAUGUUCAACGUUAACUACACUUAUUGGCAGUGUAUUCAUCGUCGGAAGUACGGGUGUUCUGCUGUAAUACGGGUGUCAAAUGAUUACAAAUGUUUCGAACGUAGACGUGAGCACACCCAUGGUAAACUGCCCGAAAAAACAGGGAAGGUAUUCACACCAUUACAGGCACUACCAUUAAUCUUUCAAGCCUGCCGAAAUAUGACGCGCCAUCGUCGUACAGGGGAACCACUCCCGUCAGUUGAAUGCUAUCGACCAGUUGAUGACCCGUUCGAAGAUGUUGAGACUGAUCAAGAUAAUACAUCCAACACUAGCAUGGUUAAAAAGAAAAGUCUUUGUAAACCGCUAGAUACGAGUAAAUUGGUUGCUAAUCAAAGUUUACCAGCUAGCGAUCCAACAGAUCCUUCGGAAUACCCUAUGGUUCUGGCCAAAUCCUAUCCACCCUUUUUCUAUUUUGAAAAAGGGUCUCGCUCGUAUUAUUACACAAUGGUGUACUACGGCAGUCGUUUUAAUUCGGCAAUCUUCACUUCAAACUACACAUACUGGCAAUGUGUCCAUCGUCGGAAAUAUCGAUGCUCGGCUCAGAUAUGCGUAACGAAUGACUAUCAAUUCUUCGAACAAAGACACGAGCAUAGUCAUGGGGAACUUCUAGAGAAAACGGGAGAGGUUUUUACCCCACUGGAAGCACUACCGGUAAUAUUUGAAAUUGCCAAGAAAAUAAUAGAACGGAAACGGUUAAAGGCAAUUCAACGUAACAAGGGAGAUAAUGAAGACAACCCAGACACCCAGAGUGAAACUGAGCAAGAAAUAGUUAUGUCAGAUGAAGAUAAACCUUUAGAUACUACCGAUUAGUAUUCCCAUUCCAUUAGGUUUACGCAUGAAUAAAUGGGUGCGUAAAUACUUCUAAAAUGUAUGCAUAAAGUUGCCUGUGUAUUGUAGAUAAUGAAAAAAAGUACACCCUUUUAUCACUAGAUGCGCUGUCAGUAUCUCCGUACAGUGGGAAAUCUUGAUUCACUUGAUUUAUGGUUUAAGUAAGGUGAAAUAAAAGCUCUUUAACUGUUACCAA
Messenger RNA from Malaya genurostris, 2292 nucleotides. RefSeq lists its product as uncharacterized. NCBI's taxonomy places the organism in Eukaryota, Metazoa, Arthropoda, Insecta, Diptera, Culicidae. Gene Ontology annotation, molecular function: zinc ion binding. The transcript is spliced from 5 exons. The record is from RefSeq and is a predicted model, not a curated record. The coding region runs from base 117 to 2078 and encodes 653 amino acids. Gene Ontology annotation, cellular component: nucleus.